Molecule: messenger RNA, 276 nt
Organism: Durusdinium trenchii
Lineage: Eukaryota; Dinophyceae; Suessiales; Symbiodiniaceae
Source: the annotation of a GenBank genome assembly
AUGAGGCCUUGCGUGACCGCUCCUUCCGCGCGGUGGCCGUUUGCAUGGUGGAUGGCGGUCCAGAAUAUGAGGUGCAGCUCAAGGGGACGGCAGCACCCUGCAAGUACAGCUUGGAUAGGACCAAGUUGGACUUCGGAGAUAUCCCUUUCACUGAGGUGGGAGAAUCGGAACUCUACUUGUCGAACAAGGGUCAGGUCCCAGCCAGCUUCAACUUCAACUUGUCGGGCGUCUCUCGGCCGUUCGUGGUGGAUGUGGUGCCCUCCACGGGCACCUUGA